AUGGUGAACUUUACUGCUGAGGAAAAGGGUCUCAUCAAUGGCCUGUGGAGUAAGGUGAAUGUUGAAGACAUUGGUGGUGAAGCCUUGGGAAGGCUUCUUGUUGUGUACCCAUGGACCCAGAGAUUCUUUGACAGCUUUGGGAACUUGUCCUCUGCUUCUGCUAUAAUGGGAAACCCGAGGGUCAAAGCCCAUGGCAAGAAGGUGCUGACUUCUUUUGGAGAAGCCAUUAAGAACCUAGACAACCUCAAGUCUGCCUUGGCUAAGCUCAGUGAACUGCACUGUGACAAGCUACAUGUGGAUCCUGAGAACUUCAAGCUCUUGGGUAACGUGCUGGUGAUUGUUUUGGCUGGUCACUUUGGCAAGGAAUUCACGCCUGAGAUGCAGGCUGCCUGGCAGAAGCUGGUGGUUGGGGUGGCCACUGCUCUGUCCCACAAGUACCACUAA
This is a messenger RNA of Mesocricetus auratus (golden hamster), 444 nucleotides long. It is a transcript of the gene Hbe1, whose product is annotated as hemoglobin subunit epsilon 1. The transcript has 3 exons. Gene Ontology annotation, molecular function: peroxidase activity; haptoglobin binding; organic acid binding. Gene Ontology annotation, biological process: oxygen transport; hydrogen peroxide catabolic process. Gene Ontology annotation, cellular component: hemoglobin complex; haptoglobin-hemoglobin complex; blood microparticle. The record is from RefSeq and is a predicted model, not a curated record. The coding region runs from base 1 to 444 and encodes 147 amino acids. Lineage: Eukaryota; Metazoa; Chordata; Mammalia; Rodentia; Cricetidae.